Molecule: messenger RNA, 793 nt
Organism: Macaca mulatta (Rhesus monkey)
Lineage: Eukaryota; Metazoa; Chordata; Mammalia; Primates; Cercopithecidae
Source: RefSeq, a predicted model, not a curated record
UGGUCACCCACCCAAAUAGCAGAGACCUCAGCAGCAGUGGGGCUCUUUAUUAAAUUGGCUUUUUGAGCGUGGAGGACAUCAACUACUGAUGCCGGACGAGGCCAUUCAAUAAAUCCUGAGCUGUUCUUAAACUUUUAAGGUCCAGGGCACCUCUUCUGCAGCAGCUCCCUGCAGCCUGAAGAUGGAGGCUUCCUGCUGUGUCCUGAGACUGCUGUGCUGUGCAGAGGACACAGCCAUGGGGCUGCUUCCUGGGACUGUCAUGAUGGAGACCCCCACCAAGGUGGCCAGACCCACUACGACCAGCUCCCACUCCCACAGCCUUCCACCCGGCACUCCUCGCACCCCCAGCUUCAUGGCAUUGCAGUCUGGUUCUGAGAUCCUCUAUCCUCCUACUCAGCAUCCUCCUGUGGCCAUCCUAGCUCAAAAUUCUGAUAACUCCAUGAACUCUGUUCUCGAUUGCUCCCUGGAAAUGGAAGCUCGGGCACCUCCAAAUCUGGGAUUCCGUGUUCAUAUGGCUUCUGGAGCGGCUGUCUGUCUGAUGACGGAUUUGGGGGACAGCUCUGGGGUUGAAAUGAGGCUACACAACAUGUCUGAGGCAGUGGCGGUGACUGCCUACCACCAGUACUCAAAAGGUAAGGUGCACAGUGUCCUUUUCAGGAGCCUGGGAAGGAGAUCCUGAGCUAGGAGACCCAAGAGGCAGUGUUGGGAAUAGAAAGAAACCACAUUCCAUUUCUCUGGACUCAGCCAAGCUUCCUGGCUCUAAGAAUAGUAGUUCAGUGGUGCACUGCGGAUG